AUGGGUGUUGUGUGGUGUGUGGUGUAUGAUUUGUUGGGUUGGGUUGGAUUUUCUGGGGGGGGAGGAGAGAGGAAGAGAGGAAGGGGGGAAGAGAGGGAAGAUGGAAAGGAGUUUUGGGGGUGGAUGGAUUGGGGUUUGAUAUUUUGUGGAAAAGGGAAUGGAUUUGGUGGUAAGGGCGAUGAAAGUGAGAGUGAGAGUGAUGAUGAUGAUGAUGAUGAUGAUCAAAAGAAGAAUUUAAAAUCUGAGGAAUAUGAAGGAGAAGAAUGGAGGGAUGUUUGGAUUCAGACUUUGAGGGGGGGAAGAGUUGAGAUUGAUUACUUGGUAGAGAAGAGAGAAGGAAAAGCAUAUGAUUAA
This is a messenger RNA of Botrytis byssoidea, 354 nucleotides long. RefSeq lists its product as uncharacterized. NCBI's taxonomy places the organism in Eukaryota, Fungi, Ascomycota, Leotiomycetes, Helotiales, Sclerotiniaceae. The record is from RefSeq and is a predicted model, not a curated record. The coding region runs from base 1 to 354 and encodes 117 amino acids. The transcript is spliced from 2 exons.